This is a messenger RNA of Somion occarium, 1867 nucleotides long. NCBI's taxonomy places the organism in Eukaryota, Fungi, Basidiomycota, Agaricomycetes, Polyporales, Cerrenaceae. The record is from the annotation of a GenBank genome assembly.
GCGUCUUGCUUUUGCACCACCACCUCGACGGUCUCGAUAACUUUGUUUCGCCGCCCUCUACAGCCCUGCAGAUCCUAAUAUAUGAUAUCCUCACUACUGAAACUUCUCUCUGAGAGACGAAUGCUAUCCCGAGUGCGACUGAAACCUGGGUCUUUGCGCGGAUAAUACACAUGGUUUAUCUGAACUCAGAUCGGCACAUGCAGCUCUGAAAACAUCACCCUCACUAACUUUAUGCCUAUAUAUUGGUCGCACUCAGGUACACGAGGCAAUGACUGAGUCGCGGUUCUUGAAGCAAGCGGUUGUAUUAACCCCAAAUAUGUUUUCUACUUCUAGAUUCAGAUCCAAUCACUGCGCGUGUCUUAUAUGAGUGGCAGCUAGGCCACUGGUUCUUUCUCUUUCAUACCCAAACCACUUCAUACCUCUCAACGUCCAAGCAAUACCCUUACGUCGCGACACCCAUCCAUUGUGAACGACAUGCCUAGUAACAAACAAAUAUCCUAUGUCAACUCUAGAAAACAAACUAAGUCAAUCAAGUCCGUCUCAAAGAAACGUCGUCGAAAAGAGUCCACUUCUUCGGUUGAAAGCACGGUCAAAACUCCUGUAAGGGAGGGAAAGCAGACUACCGUUCGAUCAGUUACUGGGACGCCGAGAGCCAAACGACCCAAAUUUGCCGACGAGAACUCUCCUCCCUACCGUGCUUCUGUGCGAACCCAGGUUGCUUAUCGCUCGUUUCCAUUUGGACGUCCUCCUCGGAAGCCUUUGAAAGAGUCGGGGGCAGGACGUCCUGAUUCGGAUGCGAAGUUGGUCGUGGAUUGUAGUGCGAAACAGAGGGAACAAGGCACUUCGGUGAAGACCAAGAGACGCAAUUCGAGUACGGCCAAACCGGAGGAAUCCAGCCCACUCUUCCUUCCUAGUCCUGAUGGAGAACAGGAAGAAAUAAACAGCGAUGACCCCGCUCGUGUAUCCCUCUUCUUUUUCAUCGAAGAAUUGGACGGAGGGUCGGAUAAAGAUCCUGACUUCGGGGGAUUGUCUCGAUUGACUGGACCGUCUUCGCAAGAGAUAUAUGGGUGGCCGAAGUCUUCGCAGUCUCUCGCGCAAGAUUCCGCGCCAGCUCACCCCGAAGGCCCUGCUGCUGUUGAUGAUUUGCUGAAUUCACGCACAUACGACUAUGAUGCGACUCAUGAUCCCAGGCCGAGACCAGCCACACUUUCUCCUUCCGUGGCGCUGGAUGAGACCACUUCUCAGGCUACGUCAGACGUCAUUUCUGAAUCCCCAGGUCAGGUCCCUCCUCCCGAUCCCGCUGUCAAAGAAUCCGAGGCCAGGAAUUCGAACCCAAAGGGCGCUGAUGCUGCUAGUGUCGAUUCCUCCAAUUCUGCGGCUGCGAAACCUCCAUCCGCCACUCCUAUCGUGGACAAGCCUCAGGCUGCCGAGGCCGAUCCAGCUGGUGAUAGCUUCGUCCUCAAUUCUGCAAUUCUGCCUGAUCCAGUAUUGUAUGAUCGGCUGAAGACUAAGGGUCUUGAAAAACACUACCAGGAGCUACAUGGGAUAUUUUACACCAAAAAUCUGGUGGUUGCCGCUGCGAGGUGUCUUGGUUUGCUAUAGUGAAGUAGGUGCAAUUAUGGUUCGCAAAACUGGAAAACCUAAGCUGAAGGAGGAUGAAUACAGAGGUCUCCAAGAUGCAGAUAGCCACUCAUGACUGAUCGGAUUAUGUUACGUCACGUCCUUAUAUGCCUUCUUCUAUGCUGCUAUGAUAUCCUUAGUAUCUCGUAUGUCAAUAUAUAUGUCUCUCUCUCCAGUUGUAUGAUCAAUAGGCAUCCUUCCUACCCCACCGCUAUGAACUACAAUAAUAUAUGUACAUGUUUGUAUA